AUGCUGCUCUCACUUCCCCCUGAGCUAAUCCUGCUCAUUUUGGAAAGGUGUGAUAGCACGUCUUUCUUACAGGCAGCCUUUUCCUGCCGUACUCUGCUAGAGAUUGCCACUAGCAGCCGCGAUGUGGUUCUCGAGCAGCUCUAUCAAACCCCUGGGCACCUUUUCCAAGGGGUCGAUUCGGCCAGACAACGUUUCCAUGCGCUUUUAGGGAUGUCUCACGAGGCGCUGUUUGGAGUUGAAUUUCAGUUUGAACGAAAAUGCUUCAACUUUGAAGGCAAAGUGAUCGACAGCCGUGCUUCUACUUUUGCAGAUGUUGGAGAUGAAUGCUCCCACAAGCAAGUUCUGUUGGUCUUCAAAAAUGACUCUACAGUUUAUCUCUUGGACCUUCGGGACGGGGUGUUCAGCCUUAAAAGACGCCUCGAGGCUCCUGACAACGCAAAGGAAAAUGGAGAUGUCCAGAUUCUCCAUACUUCGUGUCAUAAUGGAAGAAUAUAUGUGCUACAUCGUGUUAAGCCUUUUAUUGACCAAGGGCCUGAUAGUAACCGCCCUUUCGUGAAACAGGCACUGCAGUCUUACCCCCGCGGAACCUUUUUCUUGGCUUGCUAUGAUUUGAAUUCUGAGCCCAACGCAAUUUACCUAUAUGGAUUUCCUUACCAUGGGAGCUGUGAACCUCUGAGCUUUGCGGUGCAUGAUGAGCAAUUUGUGAUUUCCUGGCAACAUGUGCAACAUGCUUACGAUCAUCAAGUGGUUCUUUACACCAUGCUGGAUUUUGGAUGCGAGAUGUUGGCAUCGGACGAUGACUUGCAAGAAGAUGAGGAUGAAGGAAAUGACCAGGUUGUAUCACAGACCCAUGCAAAAACCAUGCCAGUCAUCAACUGCAAAUACUCGACUUAUAUUCUCUCAGAAAACCCCAACGAAGGCCAGGAAGAUAUCGAGCCGACAGUGAAAUUGGAGUUCAAUGACCAAGGUCAACAAUUACUACACUACUACCGAGCUCAAGCCCUAUAUGGUUCUUUCCAGAGGAUUCAUAUCGUCUCUCCGGGCCGGCGUUAUCCGACAGUUUAUCCUAACAGUUGCGAUGUUGAAUAUAGUCGGUUACUCGGCCUCAAUUUCUCAAUUGGAAUCCCGUUUUUUUCCCACCACGACGACGUCCAAGGAUCUGCUCCGCCUCGAUGUGAGUGGCGAUAUCUCUCGAUCGGUAUUGCGACCCAUCGCAAAGACCACUGGACCGUAGCUUGCAUAUUGCAAUCCCAGGCCUUCCCCUUGGCUCAUCGCUGUGAUCAUGCAGAGAACCUUGGCCGAGGAAGGCGGUUUGAUAACUGGAAGAUCAUGGCCCAGUUAGGUGGUUUCAAAGAGACUAUCACUUCACAGGGAUCUUUGUUUGCAAUUUCGCCCAGGGUAAGCAGGAUCGCAAUGGCUAGCUGGAAGACUGUGACCGUCUGGGCCAUCGAUACGAAUGCGGUGCUCGCAAACGACGAAACCUUCUAUCAUGAGUCAUUGCAAACGGGAAGAGGAUAUCCAGAACUCCGGCCCGCUGUGAUCCAUCUGGAUGCCGUGUGUUCUCAGUUAAAGUUUACCGAGAGGGAAAAUGAGCUGGUUGCUAUUACCGACCGAGGGCUCAUACUCCUGCAUCUCAUGCCCGACGGGUGUGGAAUCCAUUUUGUUGAUUGCGAUGGGGCACAUAUUCUCAAGGAAAAAGUCACCCUCCCCUAG
Molecule: messenger RNA, 1713 nt
Organism: Penicillium odoratum
Lineage: Eukaryota; Fungi; Ascomycota; Eurotiomycetes; Eurotiales; Aspergillaceae
Product: F-box domain protein
Exons: 2
Coding region: 1-1713 (570 amino acids)
Molecular function (GO): protein binding
Source: RefSeq, a predicted model, not a curated record